This is a messenger RNA of Spodoptera litura, 1040 nucleotides long. RefSeq names its product chymotrypsin-1-like. Gene Ontology annotation, molecular function: serine-type endopeptidase activity. Gene Ontology annotation, biological process: proteolysis. NCBI's taxonomy places the organism in Eukaryota, Metazoa, Arthropoda, Insecta, Lepidoptera, Noctuidae. The record is from RefSeq and is a predicted model, not a curated record.
UUGGUAAUUUUAUUUUGGCCAAUACCUCAAACACGUAUUGGGCGUCGCGAAACAUGGACUACAAAGCGGGCCUUUUGGUGUUCAUUACCCUUCUGAUUGGAAGCUUGGCCCUUCCAACGCCCGAGGAUGCUUUUUUCGAAGUAGCAGAUGACGUUUCUAUCUUCUUCGACCAAAUCGACGUCAACGCUCGUAUCGUCGGUGGCUCUCCGGCGGCAAUCGGCGGCCACCCUCACAUGGUGGCAAUGACAUCUGGAGCUGUUGUGAGGAGUUUCCACUGCGGAGCAUCGCUAAUCAGCCAACGCACUGUCCUAACUGCUGCUCACUGCAUUGAUGCUGUUUUUAGAGAAGGCGCCCUUCUUAGCACAUUCCGUGUGAACAUCGGCUCCAACCUCUGGAACGGCGGAACCGACUACGUUGUGGCUCGCAAUGUCACCCAUCCGAACUGGUACAGGCCAACAAUUAAGGAAGACAUCGGUGUUCUCAUCACCGCCAUCAACGUAGCUCUUAGCAACCUGGUGCAACCAGUACCUCUCACUUAUGACUUCAUUGGUGGAGGAGUUCCAUCUAUAGUUGCUGGUUGGGGCAGAGUCAGGGCUGGUGGUGCUAUUUCUCGUCAAUUGCUGGAACUGAAACCCACCACUCUUGAUGGUGCUGACUGCAUGAUUCACGUUGCUCGUGCUGGCAUCCUCCUGGGUUCGAGUACUGCUCCACCCAUUGAUACUCGGUUCGAAAUCUGCGCCUACCACUCCCCUGGAUUGGGCGUAUGCAAUGGUGACUCUGGCAGUGCUCUCCGUCGUGCCUCUGACGGUCAUCAAAUCGGUAUCACAUCCUGGGCCUUCAUUUGCGCACUCGGUGCUCCUGACAUGUACGUCAGAGUCAGCACUUACCAGGAUUGGUUGAGAUCCGUCAUUGUUUGAGAAGAAAACUUUGUUCUACGCUCAAAUUAUACCUUUUAAUAUUAUAUUAUAAUUUGUUAUUGUCUUAAAUAUUAAGUAUUUAUUGUCUAUUUAUGCCAAUUAAUAAAUUUAAGUGAAAAUUGU